UCAAUUCUUUCUCGAGCACUUCCAAGUCGAAAGUCAGCAUCAUAUAUACCUUACUUCUCCAUCCGAAAACUCAGACAUGGCAAGUGUCUCACUGGUCUCAGCUACUGGAAGAAGGCUUGAGGGGAAAGUGGCUAUUAUCACUGGUGGUGCAAGCGGCAUAGGUGAGGCCACUGCAAGACUCUUCUCUAAGCACGGAGCACACGUUGUCAUAGCUGAUAUUCAAGACGAUUUGGGUCUCUCUAUUUGCAAACACUUGGAAUCCGCUUCCUAUGUUCACUGCGACGUGACAAACGAAACCGACGUUGAAAACUGCGUGAACACCACCGUUUCCAAACACGGCAAACUAGAUAUCAUGUUCAACAACGCUGGCAUAACCGGUGUGAACAAAACCAGCAUCCUCGACAACACAAAGUCAGAGUUUGAGGAAGUGAUCAACGUUAACCUAGUUGGUGUCUUUCUGGGAACAAAGCACGCCGCAAGGGUAAUGAUCCCUGCUAGAAGAGGAAGCAUAGUUAACACUGCAAGUGUUUGUGGAAGCAUAGGUGGUGUAGCAUCACAUGCAUACACAAGUUCCAAACACGCCGUGGUGGGGCUCACAAAGAACACUGCGGUGGAGCUUGGAGCAUUUGGUGUUAGGGUUAAUUGCGUGUCACCCUACGUGGUUGCCACGCCCUUGGCUAAGAAUUUUUUUAAGCUUGAUGAUGACGGAGUUCAGGGGAUUUAUUCAAACCUUAAGGGUACUGAUCUUGUGCCUAAUGAUGUAGCCGAAGCUGCUUUGUACCUGGCAAGUGAUGAGUCCAAGUAUGUUAGUGGGCACAAUCUUGUGGUUGAUGGAGGCUUCACUGUGGUCAAUAGUGGGUUUUGUGUCCUUGGGCAAUCUUCGUGAAAAUUUUAUGCUUAUCUUUGGAGAAUGACCUUUUUAUAUUUUGAAUAAGUGAAUAAUCAUUGUUAUGUUUUCACUUUUCACUGUUUGAGACAGCCUGGUUUAAUUUUGGCUUGUAUCUAUAGAAUAUUAUGUCACUUUGAUUUUGGGCACCCCGACAUUACACCCCGACAUUACAGACACUAAGACGUGGGGUCAUCUGUGUAGGUUAUGGCACAUGUGUUAUGUAUAAAGAUGGGGAUAUGAAAGUGUUUUGACUUGUGUAGUUACAAAGGAGACAUGGUUUCAUUUAGGGUAUUGAUAUUUGGAACCUCUAAUAUUAUCAAUAUUUUAUUGACACCCUUUA
Messenger RNA from Glycine soja, 1229 nucleotides. RefSeq names its product secoisolariciresinol dehydrogenase-like. The coding region runs from base 77 to 886 and encodes 269 amino acids. The record is from RefSeq and is a predicted model, not a curated record. The transcript has 2 exons. Gene Ontology annotation, molecular function: oxidoreductase activity, acting on the CH-OH group of donors, NAD or NADP as acceptor. NCBI's taxonomy places the organism in Eukaryota, Viridiplantae, Streptophyta, Magnoliopsida, Fabales, Fabaceae.